Erythranthe guttata (spotted monkey flower) is the source of this 2329-nucleotide messenger RNA. Its product is annotated as 3-ketoacyl-CoA synthase 5. NCBI's taxonomy places the organism in Eukaryota, Viridiplantae, Streptophyta, Magnoliopsida, Lamiales, Phrymaceae. The record is from RefSeq and is a predicted model, not a curated record. Gene Ontology annotation, biological process: fatty acid biosynthetic process. Gene Ontology annotation, molecular function: acyltransferase activity, transferring groups other than amino-acyl groups. Gene Ontology annotation, cellular component: membrane.
AUCAUGACUUAUCUUGGCAACAAAAUGGGACCUUACUAAUUGAUUGUUUCUUUGUCUAUACCAAAUAAAUUGUAGUUUGACAUUCAGAUUUCAGAGUGAUGGAUGCCCGGAUAGAAGCAUUAAAUACUAGGUCAGGAAAAUAAUAUAUAUUUAAAAGUGGGAUUUAGAAGCUGUGGAAAAUGCACACAAAAUCUGACAAAAUGCUCUUUCACGAUGCCUAUGCACAACUCAAUUUAUAUGUAAAUAAUAUUUGGCCAAACCUUAUUGUAACAAUCUUGCAGAAUUUCAAUGUUGACUGCCUUUAACUAGUGUUCUAUAAGGAUCUGUGUACUGCCUUUGACUUGGAAAAUGUGUAGUCAACUUGUUGAGAAUGACAACUCAAGAUAGAUUUUAAUUUAAUUUAUGGAGGAUUAUCAACAUUUAACACCCUCCAACUGCAAAAUCCUCAACAAUAAUCAACCCCACCUCACUAGUAUAUAUAUAUAUAUAGUUUACUAUAUGUAUAUAUCCAUAAGUACCAAAUACAUUUAUGACAUGAAAUAAACCAGCAAGUUGCAUGUAAAAACUCGAUUAAAUUAUUGCAUAAACAACCCAUUUUGUGCACCUUUAAAUACCUAAGUCCCUAACAUGGAAAAAAAUUGACAAGUAUCCACAUACCUUAAUUGUUGCAAGCAUGGACGAAACCAGCAACUUAGCCAUUGCCGACAAGCUUCUGUUAACCCGUUUCUCUUCCUUCUUUACGCAAUUCAUCGAUUUGUCGAUUCUUCUAGCCUUCUUCUCCUUACAAGCUUUCUUCAUCCUAGCGAAAAUCGACCCCACCUACCAUUUUCUCUCCGCUUCGUCUUUUCUUCUUCUCGCCAUUGCGAAACGCUACAUUUUUUCAAGCCCGUCGUCCGCUUUAUAUCUAGUGGACUUUUCAUGCCUCAAGCCUCCAAAUUUCUGUAGGGUCCCAUUUUCGACCUACAUCGAACAUGCACAGAUGCUCGAUUUUCUCGACAAAGAAAGCGUGGAUUUCAUGGCGAAAGUCCUCACGCAUUCAGGGCAAGGCGAGCAGACGUAUCUACCACCAUGCAUACACAUCAUCCCACCGAAAUCAAGCCACAGAGAAGCCAUCAACGAAGUCCACAUGGCCCUCUUCCCUGUAUUCGAAGACCUCCUAUCGAAAACCAAGAUAUCUCCGACGGAAAUAGACGUUCUUAUAGUCAACUGCAGCGGCUUCUGCCCCGCCCCUUCUCUUUCUUCCAUUAUAGUCAACAAAUACUCCAUGAGAGACGACGUGAAAAGCUUCAACAUAAGUGGUAUGGGGUGCAGUGCUAGCGCACUAGCCAUUGACAUGGCUCACAACAUACUCAAAACGCACAAGAAUUCGAAUGCUGUAAUUCUCAGCACCGAAAUUCUUUCGACGGGGUGGUAUCCAGGGAAGCAGCAAACCAUGCUGGUGCUCAACUGCAUUUUCCGAAUGGGAGCUGCGGCAAUUCUUGUCACCAACAAAAAGGAAGCCAAGAAAACAGCCAAGUACAAGCUGCUCCAUACUUUGAGAACCCAAAGAGCUUUCGACGACAAGGGCUAUUACUCGGCCUUUAGAGAAGAAGAUUCCGAUGGAUUCACCGGCGUCACACUCAGGAGGGAUUUAUUGCAGGUGGCCGGAGAAACCCUCCGAUCGAACAUCACAAUACUCGGGACGAAAAUCCUUCCCUACACCGAGAUGAUACUGUACGCUAUCUCAAUAACGAAGAAGAAGUACUUCGACAAGUCGUCGGAAAUCUACGUGCCGAAUUUCAAGAGAGCGGUGCAGCACUUCUGCCUGCCGGCGUCCGGAAAGCCGGUGAUUCGGGAGAUCGGAAAAGGGCUAAAGCUAGGGGAGAGGGAUAUGGAGCCGGCAAUGAUGACGCUGCACAGAUUUGGGAACCAAUCUUCAUCGUCGCUGUGGUAUGAGCUUGGUUACAUGGAAGCCAAAGAUAGGGUUAAGAAAGGUGACAAAGUAUGGCAGCUGGGUAUGGGAAGUGGGCCCAAGUGUAAUAGUUUGGUUUGGGAGUGUCUUAGGCCCAUUUGUGGGGAGGCCCAAAAUGGGGUGUGGGCUGAUUGUAUUGAUAGCUACCCUGUUGUUUUGGGUCGUGUUGAUAAAUAAUUUAUCAUCCUCGUUUUAUUUUGGUUGGAUUUUAUUUUCUCGAUUGUCAGAUUUCUCGUCAUAUAUAUGAAUUCAUAACUUUAUUAUUAUUUCUCUUUUUUAAUGAUAUUGUUAAAUUGACAAGAAAAAAUAAAAUAAAAUCAUUUUUUUGUUAAUUAUGCAUGGUUGACUUUGAAGUGAGAGGACCCGCUCGUGCUCCAA